CUCCGCCCACAAGCCUAUAUUAAAGGCUCGGCCGUCAGCAGCAUUGGCCACUGGCACAAUAUAAUACUGAUUGAUCCGCUGACCGAGGAGAGGGAUUUACUUUCUUCAACCUUUCAUUUCAGCCGUCCUUUAUUUUAUUGAACUAAAACAAUGGCAGACACACAAGUUGACUCCGGCUCGGAUAUCUCUGCCAAGGACCUGAAAGAGAAGAAGCUGGUGGAGGAGAAGGAGAACGGCAAAGAUGCUGCCACCAACGGAAAGGAGAACGAGGAGAACGGUGAGCCUGAUGUAGAUGAUGAAGAGGACGAGGAAGUGGACGAGGAGGACGAGGAAGAUGACGGAGAAGGCGAGGAGGAAGACGAGGAGGACGACGACGACGAGCUCGAGUGCGGCACAAAACGGUCAGCUGAGGAUGAUGACGACGACGACGAGGACGACGUCGAAACCAAGAAGCAGAAAACCGACGACGACGAUUGAUGCGUUUUCCCGCGGCGCCAUCCUGCUGAACCACUUCCUGAUUCUUCACCUCUGACUGUUUUUAUAUGUCGCAGGUGGAGGAGCUGGAGGACUGAUUUAAAGGAAAAAUAAUAAUAAAAAAAAAAUCCAACAUGGUCAUUAGCAAGUAGAGUUCAACAAACAUCGACCGCGUCCACACACACACACACACACACACACUCUCGAUCUCCCCUCAAACCGCUAAAACAAAUUUUCUAGAGGAACUCGCCACCACACCGACGCAGAAAUCCGGCUUCUCUUCAACAACAACAACACGAAAGGAGAAUUUGUUUGUAUUUUUAUUUACAUUUUAUAUUUUUGUACAUAUUGUUAGGAGGGGGGGUCAGUUUCUCUCCCGGCAGCGAUCUCGUCAGACCAAAUCGGUGCUUCUUUAACGAAAGAUUUUACUUGGUUGACCAUGUUACGAUAUCUCAACAGAUACUAGGGAAAACAUGUAAAAACAGUAAAAAAACAACCUCUUAAGCCGUUGAACUCAGAGCAUUCCAGUAAAUUUAAUGUAUGUACUUUAGCUGUACCAUAACUAGUUUGUUUGUAUGGGAGGGUAAGGCCAAAGAAAAGAGCCUCUUUUCUUUUUCCUUCUUAUUUCGUUUUUGUCGGCGACUUUUUGUUUUAUGACGGCCUGUUUUGAUGUAUGUGCGAAGUUUGUUGUUUGACAAUAAACCGGACUUUUAUUUUGUGAGUUGUA
Acanthopagrus latus (yellowfin seabream) is the source of this 1201-nucleotide messenger RNA. RefSeq names its product prothymosin alpha b (gene ptmab). The transcript is spliced from 5 exons. Bases 151 to 477 code for a protein of 108 amino acids. Lineage: Eukaryota; Metazoa; Chordata; Actinopteri; Spariformes; Sparidae. Gene Ontology annotation, molecular function: histone binding. Gene Ontology annotation, cellular component: nucleus. Gene Ontology annotation, biological process: positive regulation of transcription by RNA polymerase II; negative regulation of apoptotic process. The record is from RefSeq and is a predicted model, not a curated record.